Mitosporidium daphniae is the source of this 2253-nucleotide messenger RNA. RefSeq lists its product as uncharacterized. Gene Ontology annotation, biological process: cell fate specification; regulation of transcription by RNA polymerase II; positive regulation of DNA-templated transcription. The coding region runs from base 1 to 2253 and encodes 750 amino acids. Gene Ontology annotation, cellular component: nucleus. Gene Ontology annotation, molecular function: RNA polymerase II cis-regulatory region sequence-specific DNA binding; DNA-binding transcription factor activity, RNA polymerase II-specific. The record is from RefSeq and is a predicted model, not a curated record. Lineage: Eukaryota; Fungi; Microsporidia. The transcript has a single exon.
AUGCUACUCACCGCGAUAGAUUCUCCCACCCUGAUUCCAAGCGAGCCUAGGUUCGCCCAUGCAAACCCCGAUGUGCACAUAGCUGAAAAGCCUGUCACUAUUGAGGAUCUAUCCCUACUGUCUCAAGAACUUUCCGAGCUGGAUGUCCCCAAAGGUGGGGCUCUCCACAAGGGCGGCCACAUAUCAUCGCUGGACGUCCAACCCCAACCCCAACAUCACCCACAUCCACACCCACAUCAAUCCCGCCAGGUACAAGAACACACCUCAUACCCUCACCAGCAAGCUCCAGACUUCUCGAAUCAUCUGUCAUCCACGUAUCCCACUUACCCCUACAACCAGCAUCAGCACAUCUCCGUCGUACAGCGCGAACAUAGAUGGUCCAUACCAAUGGCAUUGCAGUUUAAGCCACCGCCUGAACAGGCGGACACGUUGCGAAUGAUGCCCAACGGAGAACAGACAGCGAGGUUGCCCUACCCUGGCCACCAUAUAUUUCCGACCAGCAGGGUACAUACAGGAUCCACAAAUCCUACGGCUACCUCUCAGUCCUUUGAGGCUACAAAACCUCAACUUUCUUCCACUCCGACGGAACAGUCUAAGGAGUACUUUUCCGCGAUCAUGAACAAAGAUCAUGUGACAUAUCCAGCGAUUUUACCGAAGCAGAAUCACGCCUCAGACACCUCAUUGGGAGAUGCAUCACCACCAUUACCACUGCCCUCCGUUUCUGAAGUUAGCUCUAUCUUCACCUUAGAGCUGAUCCACGAAGAUCUAUGGAACCUUUUUGAUCAGAAUCACAAUGAGAUGAUCAUAACGCGCUUUGGACGCUGUCUCUUCCCAUCCCUCAAGUUCAAGCUAUCUGUAGGUCCACGCUAUCGCCAGAGCAUCUCUGGCUCUUCAGUGAUACAGCAUAACGGCGCGGGCUCUGCAGACGAACCGCUUAUCGCCUUUGGACUACAGCUUAUCAAGACAUCUGCUGAGAAACUCAAAUUCCGCCAAGGCUCCUGGAUUCCAAACCACAGACAUGGCAUGAAAUUUCAGUAUGGCAACCGUUUUUCCUCCGAUGCAACUGCCACGAGUAGCCCCACAAAGUCAGGAACAUCCACUGCUGCCCCUGCUAACCAGGUAGUAUAUUGGCAUCCCUCUGGCGUUCAAUCGCUUUCUUUCUGGGCCAAAUACGGACUAUCCUUUCUAGAUGCCAAACUGGCAAAUGGGAAAAAGUCUGCUCCACAACCUGCGGCUUCGGAAAAAGUCUCCGCCAUAGAUAAGAAAGGACCUAAGAUGCCUCUGAUUGCCCCUGGAGGUGAGGCCACCCUCAUAAACUGCCCCUUGGGUGUGCUUUUCCAGCUGGAGUCCUUUUACGAAUACACACCGAAAGUUGUUUGCAAGGUUUAUUCGAUAGGGGAAAGUGGCUCGCGUGUACGACAUGGAGCCUCUCCACUUCCAAUACCGGGUUCAAACCCUUCGUACCGCCCUUCCCUGUCUGCAGAGUUUCUCUUCUCAAAAUGCUCCUUCAUUGCCGUGACACAUUACCAAAACGCUGCCAUCAAUAUGCUCAAGAAGCAGUACAAUCCGCAUGCAAAGGGCUUCAUUCCAGACUCAUCCACCGUUUCGAUGCACCAUCUUACUGAAGACGAACAAGAAAGUGAGGACAGAGUAGAUGCCGAAGAAAAUGUUGAGCAGGAUUCAGAUGAAGACGAGGUGGAUGGAAUAACUUCUGGCGCAUCUUAUGACCUCAAGAAGGGAGCAGGGACAUCUUAUGGCCUCAAGGAGGCAGGAGGGACAUCUUAUGGCCUCAAGGAGACAGGAGGGGCAUAUAAACCGUCAGGGCGUAUCUACCCCGCAAAGAUACCUUCACCCUCCGGCUUUGAAUCCCCUUCUCAAGAGCCGCAAUCAUUGCAUGCCUCGGCAUACUAUGGUGCAGCCCCUAUUCCGGCCGGGUCUACAUAUCACUUGUCUGAUUAUCAGCUAAGCAACACCUUUCGCCAACGCCAACAUGCAUACUCGCUUCCAUACAGUGCACCUCAAAAUGCUGACAAUGUUUCUUUCAACUCGUCAAAUAAUUUCCCCGGGGACAGAGCUUCCCACCCAACACCAACAUCUGGUACACAAGUACGCAGAUAUCCCCAGCAACUGAGCACGGGAAGAUUUUCUGCUUCUAUGGAUGCAUAUUUACCUGCAGAGCUUGAAGACACAGGAGCGGCUGUCGCUGCAGCCUUACUUGCUUCCUGGUAUACUCAGAAGCAGCAGAAUAAAUAA